This is a messenger RNA of Macrosiphum euphorbiae (potato aphid), 1941 nucleotides long. NCBI's taxonomy places the organism in Eukaryota, Metazoa, Arthropoda, Insecta, Hemiptera, Aphididae. The record is from the annotation of a GenBank genome assembly.
AUGGACUUCCUAAAUAAACGCUUUAGAAUAGGUAAAUGCUGUAUUAAAGACUGCAAAAGUUUUGAAUUGGAUCCGGAUUUAAUAAGUCAUUUUUCUUUUCCAAAGGACCCUUCAAGAUGUGCAGUUUGGAUGGACAAUGUUCAAUUAUGUCAUUUAAAUAAUGUUGAUGUAGUAACUUUGAACAAAAAGUAUCGGCUAUGUUCAUUACAUUUUGAAGGCAGGAUGUUUAGUAAUGAACAGAACAACCGUCUUAAGCCAGAUGCAAUACCAACAUUAUUUGAAGUUGUGGCAGAGGAACAUAUUGAUAAAAAUUAUGUUUUUAAUGACAAUGACAACGAAAAUAAUUGCUCACCGUCCUGUUUAACACCUGGUAUGCACCUUGUUUCAGAUGCAUCUUCUGUUUGUUCAAUUCUAUCAGAUUCAUCAUCAAUUACAAUAGAAACAUGUUCAUCCGAAUGUCAAACUCCAUCAUCAUUAACUCAUCGUACUCCACGGAAGAACGCACUUAGGAAGAAACUAAAUGAGGAAAUAAAGAAGAGAAGAGAACUACAAUCAGUGAUUGAUUCUCAUCGGCAGAUGGUUGACACAUAUUCUAUUGAAACGGCCCUUAAAGUGUGUGAGAAACAUUGCUCUCCCACAGUGUUUAUGCUGGUCAAGUCUCAAUUUGAAAAUCAACAGCGGAAACAAUGCGGACAAAGGUAUUCUAAUGACAUAAAGCAACUUGCUUUAAAUAUUUAUUUUGUAAGUCCUAAGCUUUAUAGAAUGAUGCAAAAAUCUUUGUCCCUUCCGGUUAGUCGGACUUUGAGAAGAAUCACUGGUAAAUAUGAAAUCAAUCCUGGUUUUAAUGAUUUUCUAUUUAAUUUCCUUUCGCUUAAAAUCAGUAAUUUUAAAUCAGAUUGGCUUGAUUGUGUUUUGUGUGCUGACGAAAUGGCUUUAAAAACUAAUCUGUUUUACAGGGUUAACAAAGAUAAAAUAGUUGGUUUCCAUGAAUCUUCUAACCGUAGAAAAUAUGAACCUGCUAAGUAUGCUCUGGUCCUUAUGAUCAGAAGUCUAAAUUAUGACUGGAAACAACCAGUUGCUUAUUUUCUUGUGUCUAGUAGCUGUACAGGAAUUGAUUUAAAGGACAUAAUUUUGUCAACAAUUUGUCGCCUGCAAAACAUUAAUCUGAAUAUUAAAGCAUUUAUUACGGACCAAGGCACAAAUUUUGUGCAGUUUUCAAAAAGCCUUUAUGUUUCCCCUAGUAAGCCUUAUUUUGAUGUAGAAGGAAAAUCAAUUGUUUACAUUUUUGAUCCUCCUCAUUUGAUUAAGUCAACCCGUAACAUGUUAUUUAAACAUAAUUUUAAAAUUAAUGAUAAUGUUGUUAAUAAAGCCCAUCUUAUUUCUUUUUACAAUCAUGACUCCAAAUGUAAUCUUCGAUUAGCACCAAAAUUGACGUAUGCUCAUAUAUACCCAGGGCCUUUUGAAAAAAUGAGGGUUUAUUUGGCUACACAAGUAUUUAGUGGAACUGUUGCUUCUGGUAUGUCGAUUGCUUUAGUAGCUGGUAUUUUACCGCCUUGUGCCCAAUUUACGAUAGACUUCAUAAGUGAUAUGGACAAGUUAUUUGAUAUAUUCAAUUCUUCCAAGAUUCCUAAAAGAAAAGAAUACAAUCGGCCGUUUAAGGGUACAGAAGCCCAAAUCAAUCAUUUAAAUAAAAUGGAAGGGGUUUUUAAAAACUUACUAGUAAUUCAUAAAUAUAAUGGUACAGAUGAAACUAAGCGGAUGAACUUUAUUAAUGGAUGGUUAAUCUCGAUAGCGGCUUUAAAAAUGAUAUGGAAAUCAUUAAAAGCAUCAAAAAACAAAGAUCAUCUAUUCUGUGGUAUUAUAGUCAUUAGUAUUCUUGUCUAUGAUUAUAGUGUUACGCGUUUUCGGUUGAAUUAUUUUAUUAAUUUUUCACCUAUUUGA